AUGGAAUUUUUUUUUUUCAAAAGAAGCUACAGGGGGGAAAAACAGUUUUCGAGUCAGGGGCAUCAAGGGAAUUUCUCGAAAAAUGAAGGUUCAGGGGUUUUUGCUGGAAACCGCAAGCAGGGGCAAAAAGGGAAUUAUCCGAAAAUUGGAAAUUCUGGGGCUUCUGAUGGAAUUCGCUAUCAGGGGUAUAAUGGGAAUAAUCAGGAAAAUUUGGAAUUUAGUUUUGAUAGAGGUGGGAAGACAGGAGGUAAAAAUAGGCAGGUGUAUUAUGGGAAUAUUCAGCCAAUGAAAGGAAAGUCUAAUGAUUCAAAGAUUGAACAGGGGCAAAGUUGGAAAAGUAACAAGGUUAUGGGAAAGAACAAGAAUGGGGGUGAUGUUUCGGAAGUCAAAGGGUUUGUGGGGAAUAAUUCUAUGAGUCGGCCUGACCAGGAAGCUAAAAAAUCAGAAGCAGGGUCCAAAGAUGAAGCUCGGAAGCGAAAGGAAGCAAGAGAAGCGGUUAGGAGCUCAAGAGUGGAAUGA
Lactuca saligna is the source of this 519-nucleotide messenger RNA. The record is from the annotation of a GenBank genome assembly. Lineage: Eukaryota; Viridiplantae; Streptophyta; Magnoliopsida; Asterales; Asteraceae.